AUAUGAACCUGACCGAGCCUUCUUUCACUGCAAAGCCUUCCCUUCCGACAAGCACACAGGCUUCUCCGGGACAAGGAGAAGAAACCUAAAUAAACUCUGGAUAGACUUUUCCCUCAGACUCUACGAAGCUGUGCCAUAAAGCGACGCGGAAGAGGGAAACAUACCGCAUUGCUUGGCUUCUAAAGCGAACCAAGAGUUAGCCUCCUCUUUUAAAAGGACUUUACUAGAAGAGAAAAACUACAAGAAGACGUUACUUUUUAUCCCGAAACGCGAGGCGACUGGCUCGUAAGGAGAGGAAGUGUGUCCCAUCAUUUUUAAAAGAGGAAGGCAAGCAAUAAAGACUCACCGCCAUGGAUUCUGGAAAGCAAAUUACCUUCCCUUUGUUGAUGUGCGUGGGGACCGCCGUGAUCGGCUCCCUGCAGUUCGGAUACAACACAGGCGUCAUCAAUGCGCCUCAAAAGAUCAUCGAGAAAUUCAUCAAUGACACGUGGCGGACGCGCUACAACGAACCCAUCACAGACAACGGACUCAAAGCCAUCUGGUCUGUUGCCGUCUCCAUCUUCUCUGUUGGUGGCAUCUUUGGCUCCUUCUCGGUUGGGUUCUUCGUCAACCGCUAUGGAAGGAGAAACGCCAUGCUCAUGGCCAACGUCCUGGCCUUGAUCUCCUCCGCCCUAAUGGGCUUUUCCAAACUGGCUUCCUCCUUUGAAAUGCUCAUCAUAGGUCGCUUCGUAGUAGGCUUCUACUCGGGCCUCUCCACUGGCUUCGUACCCAUGUAUGUGGGCGAGGUGUCACCGACGUCCUUGCGAGGAGCUCUGGGAACCCUCCACCAGCUGGGCAUCGUUUUGGGCAUCCUCAUUGCUCAGGUGUUUGGAAUGGAGGCCAUUAUGGGCAACACAAACUUGUGGCCGCUUCUCUUGGGUUUCAUCUUCAUCCCAUCAGUGAUGCAGUGCAUCUUGCUGCCGCUCUGCCCCGAAAGCCCCCGCUUCUUGCUCAUCAACAAAAAUGAAGAAAAUAAAGCCAAAAGUGUGCUGAAGAAGCUCAGGGGGACCAAUGAUGUGAGCGCCGACAUGCAGGAAAUGAAAGAGGAGAGCCGUCAGAUGAUGAGGGAGAAGAAGGUGACCAUCCCGGAGCUUUUCCGCUCGCCGAUCUACCGCCAGCCCCUCCUUGUCGCUGUCGUGUUACAGCUCUCCCAGCAGCUGUCGGGCAUCAACGCCGUCUUCUACUACUCCACUAGCAUCUUUGAGAAGGCUGGAGUCGAGCAGCCAGUCUAUGCCACGAUCGGGGCUGGAGUUGUGAACACCGCUUUCACCGUGGUGUCGCUCUUUGUGGUGGAGCGUGCAGGACGCAGGUCCCUCCACCUGUUGGGUUUGUUGGGAAUGGCCGGUUCUGCCCUCCUCAUGACUAUUGCCUUGGCUCUGCUGGAGCAGCUCAAAUGGAUGUCCUACCUGAGCAUCGUGGCCAUUUUUGCCUUUGUGGCCUUCUUUGAAAUCGGGCCGGGUCCCAUUCCCUGGUUCAUUGUAGCCGAGUUGUUCUCUCAGGGACCGAGGCCUUCAGCCAUCGCCGUGGCUGGUUUCUCCAACUGGACCGCCAACUUCAUUGUGGGGAUGGGCUUCCAGUAUAUAGAGGCUGCCUGCGGUGCUUACGUCUUCGUCAUCUUCAUCAUCCUGCUGCUGCUUUUCUUCAUCUUCACCUACUUUAAGGUCCCGGAGACCAAGGGGCGGACUUUUGAUGAGAUUGCUUCCGGCUUCCGCCAGAGCGCCAUGACAGGCGGCGAGAAGCUCUCGCCCGAGGAGCUCAACAGCCUGGGGGCCGACUCUCAGCUCUGAAGGGUCCGCUGUCAAACAAACUCAUUUUGUCACAGUGAGGAGGGAACCGGAGGGAGGGGGCGUUCGCUCACUAGAAGUAGACUGGUCCCAGAGGGAGGGGGUCUACUUUCUAGAAGUAGACAGGUCCUCCCCGUGUAGAAUAAUUUUCACACUGUCACCACAUUUCGGUAGCGUUUACCGUGUGUGAUCCUCCCAACUCUGACGUCUUUUGCUGACCCCCCCGCCCGCCCACAUUGUCCAAUCGCCCCUCGCAUGUCACAUAAAAACGCUUGACAGGCACCGUGUGGCCUAGGAGAUGUUAAAAGGUGAGUCGGAAGGUUUUCAUUAUUUCCGAGAUAUUUUCAAAAUAUUUUUAAGAGGAAAAAGGAGUGCCAUCGCACUGCCGUACCACAUUUUUUUUAUAGAUAACUUUUUCACUGAGUAUAUUUUUAAAAAAAUACUGAAAUGCUCUGACACUGUAGACUCACACUGUAGCUGCUGCACGACCUCUACACUCCGCCAGAUGGCGCACUUUCCCUUGAAAUGCUCCAAAUACGUUACUGACAAUGACUGUUCACUGUUGACACUUGGGUGUGCUUCUUUUUAUAUAGAGAUAUAUUUAUAUUUCUUAUUAAUGUUACUUGGACGAUAUUUUACAUUUUUUAGAACAGUUAUUUAGUUUAUAAUAUGUAACAUUCAUAACAAGGAGUGUUUAGGCCAUGAAAUCAAAUACACCAAGUCAUAGAAUUCAAUUUAAAAGUCAUUUUAAGAGAAUAAAGUCCACAUUUUACAAGAAUAAAAAAAACUUGUAACUUAAUAAUUUAAAAAAUAAUUUACCUAUGCUUAAUAUAGUCAUAUUUUGUAGAAUGAAAUUUACAGGAAUUAAGUCAUUAUUAUUAUUAUU
This is a messenger RNA of Doryrhamphus excisus (bluestripe pipefish), 2709 nucleotides long. RefSeq names its product solute carrier family 2 member 1b (gene slc2a1b). The record is from RefSeq and is a predicted model, not a curated record. Gene Ontology annotation, molecular function: D-glucose transmembrane transporter activity. Lineage: Eukaryota; Metazoa; Chordata; Actinopteri; Syngnathiformes; Syngnathidae. Gene Ontology annotation, cellular component: basolateral plasma membrane; plasma membrane; apical plasma membrane. Gene Ontology annotation, biological process: dehydroascorbic acid transport; response to insulin.